Sesamum indicum (sesame) is the source of this 2102-nucleotide messenger RNA. Lineage: Eukaryota; Viridiplantae; Streptophyta; Magnoliopsida; Lamiales; Pedaliaceae. The record is from RefSeq and is a predicted model, not a curated record.
CCUUCUCUGCUUUUUAGUGUUUUACCUUCUGGAUUGAAUUGUCUUCAGAGGAACUUUCCUUGCUAUCGAGGAUCUCCUAUUUAUUCCAGCUUUGCGAUUAACUGUGGUGGACCACAGAUUAUGUCUUUUGAUCAGAUCAUAUAUGAGAGGGAUAAUGAGGCUUUUGGUCCAGCAACACACUACAUGACCCGUACAGGGAGAUGGGCAGUUAGCAAUGCUGGUCUUCCUGCGGACAGCAAUAACCCACUAUAUCAAAGCUCAUCUUUAUCACAAUUUACAAAUACUUUGGAUUCAGGGUUGUUUCAAACUGCACGAAUUUCAGCUGGAUCAUUAAGAUACUAUGGUUUAGGCCUGGAGAAUAGUAAUUACACUGUCAGCCUCCAGUUUGCUGAAACAACAAUUCUAGGUACUAGGACUUGGAGGAGUGUUGGGAGGCGCAUUUUUGAUAUAUAUGUGCAGGGUAAUUUGGAAAUGAAAGACUUUGACAUAGUAAGAGAGGCGAAUGGAACCUUCUUAAGAGCUGUUGUGAGGGAAUUCAGAGUUGAGGUGUUGGAGAAUUAUAUCGAAAUCCAUCUCUUUUGGGCUGGAAAAGGGACCUGUUGUGUACCUGCCUUUGGUACAUAUGGACCUUUAAUUUCAGCGAUAAGUGCAACUCCAGAUUUCAAUCCUACUGUCUCAAACAACCCUCCUGGUGGGAACAAGAACCGGGCACGUCUGAUUGUGGGGAUCAUUGUUGCAAUUGCUGUUACAAGUUUGAUUCUAGCUGCUGCGGCAGCAUAUUAUGUCUUCCAGAGAAGAAAAAGGCAAAAAAGCUUUGAGGACGAUGAGUUGUUCAAGUUUGAUGUGCGACCUUACACCUUCAGUUAUGCCGAACUUAAAAUUGCAACAAAUGACUUUGACCUUGCUAAUAAGCUAGGGGAGGGAGGAUUUGGACCUGUUUACAAGGGAACACUUGAAGAUGAAAGAGUAGUUGCCGUUAAACAAUUGUCUGUGGCAUCGCAUCAAGGAAAGACUCAGUUUGUGGCAGAGAUUGCAACUAUGUCUGCUGUGCGACACCGUAACCUUGUGAAACUGUAUGGUUGCUGCAUUAAGGGAGAUAAUCGAUUGCUCAUUUACGAGUAUCUAGAGAACAAGAGUCUUGAUCAACUACUAUUCAGAACUGAGAGUAAAAGCUUAUAUCUCGACUGGGCAACACGUUACCACAUAUGCUUGGGAGUAGCUAGAGGUCUUGCUUAUCUUCAUGAGGAAUGUCGACCGCGAAUUGUUCACAGAGAUGUGAAGGCCAGCAACAUUUUGCUUGAUUCUGACCUCACCCCAAAAAUAUCCGACUUCGGUUUUGCCAAAUUAUAUGACGACAGCAAGACCCAUAUUAGCACUCGAGUUGCAGGCACAAUAGGGUAUCUAGCACCCGAAUAUGCAAUGCGUGGAUGUCUUACCGAAAAGGCUGACGUAUUCAGCUUUGGAGUAGUAGUAAUGGAGAUCGUUGGCGGACGGCCGAACGCUGACUCAGGUUUGGAAGAUGAUAUGAUAUAUCUUCUUGAAUGGGCCUGGAAUCUUCACGAAAACGGCAGGGAGCUUGAACUGCUGGACCCAACUUUACCACAAUAUGAUGCAAAUGUAGCGAAAAGGAUCAUCGGUAUAGCUCUGUUAUGCACGCAAGCAUCGCCAGCCUUACGGCCUUCAAUGUCCCGUGUGGUGGCAAUGCUCACCGGAGAUGUUGAGGUGCCAUCCGUGACUUCAAGACCGGGAUACCUAGUCGACUGGAAGUUCACGGAUGCAACUACUUUCGCGACAAAUGCCGAAAGCUCAACAUCAGAAGCUGAUAAUGGUUAUAUGAAUACAACAACGAGUGCAACCAUGGCAACUGAUCUUAGUUACAUGAAUUCGAGAACAAGUGCAAGCAUGACGCCUGAUGCAGCUUAUAAUUCACCUUAUAAUCCUGCCAAACCCAUGCUUCACGACAUACCUGGUGAUGGCAGAUGAUGAAUAAUUAACUCCAUUGAUCUAGUACAUAUAAGUCGUUUGUUUGUUGGGUCUUAUAGUUUUUGAACCACUGAACACUCUACUCCACUCUCUUGAAGUUAAGGUUGUCUCAUUUUUAC